GCAUGCCGCAGAAGCCGCUGCGGCAGUACGAGCCGUCCGACUGCAUGGACACGCCCGAGUCCACAGAGGCGCUGCUGGGCCAGCUCAUACAGCUCGAGGUCCUCUGCGGCGGCAAGACGCGCAAGUCCGCCUCCGAGCUGCUGGCGCGGCCGCCGCCCAAGUUCGUCUGGGACGUUGCCUCCGCGGUGAGGGACGCCACCGGCUUCCCGCCGGACCUCGACAGGGAGUGGCCCGAGGCGCGCGAGGACCCGACCGGCUCGCCAACUUCCGGCGCGCCGCCGAGGCGGCCGCCGCUUCCUUAGGCGCCGCCGUGGACUUCGACCCCGAGAUGGUGCUCAAGGGCAAGGAGGUGCCCAAGACCCUGCGGCUGAUGCAGCUGCUGGCGGUGGCCGCCGCCAGGACGGUGCCCGCCGACAGCGCGACCGCCGCCUUCGGGCUGGCGAGAGCGCGCGAGCUGCCCGCCAUCACGGCCAUCAUGGAGAGGUGCCUGCGGGCCGCCAAGGAGCAGGUGGAGGCGAGGCGCAAGGUCUCUCCAGGCAGCCACCCGGACGAGCAGAGCCUCGAGGACGAAGAUCGCCCUGGCCGAGAAGAUGCUGCAGGACGGGCCACCUCGGAGCGGCGGCGGCAGGAGGACGCGCUCGCCGGCGCGGAGCGGGAGCUGCAGUCCACGCAGGCGGAGGUCAAGAAGGUGGAGAGCGAGUGCCAGCUGAGCGGCGCGGGCGCACCGGGCGGCGGCGCCGACGGGGCGGGCGACCCGGAGUUGUCGGAGCUGGAGAGGCGGGCCCCGCGCAGGCCGACCUCGGUGCGGAGCUGUCGGCCGAGAGCGUGCUCCGGAUGCUGUCGGUCCAGAUCGAGCAGGUGCGACGAGACCUCUCCCAAGGAGAGGCCGAUGUCUGCCAGCUGGAGGCGCAGCACGCGGAGCUGCAGGCGGCGGUCGGCGAGGCGGAGAGGCGGAGCAGGCAGGCGGGCGCAGAGGUGCAGCGGGAGCGGCAGCGGCUGGAGCUGGACCAGGACGCUGAACGACCAGAGCCCCGAGGGCCAGAAGCUCAUCCUGCGGGAGCGCGAGGAGAAGCUCCGCGCCCGCGCCGCCGCGCUCGAUGAGCAGGUCGCGGCGAUGCAGGCCGACGCGGAGGAGAGGAAGGCCGCGAACCUGAUGCUCGUGCAGGAGAAGAAGUACCUCGAGGACGAGAUCGAGGAGGCCUACAUGGACAUCAAGAUCGUGGAGGAGGAGAGGGACUCUAUCCGCGAGGCCAUGGAGGCCCUCUGGAAGGAGAAGGCCGACGUGGAGACGGAGCUCGAGAUGCGCAUGCAGAGCUACGUCGACCUCUCGGAGCGGCUGAACUCCCACGUCGACCAGACGUGCGAGCUCCAGGCGCUCGUCGAGCAGAGGCGGCAGGAGGUCGCGCCCCGGGAUGGUGUGGAGCUCCAGACUGCCCCGCGCGAGGUGCUUCCCCGGGCGAGACUUGACCUGUUCCGCUCCUCUAGACUUGGUGCCAGCGCGGGCUUGUCGAAAGAAUGGGUCUCCAGUCUUCUGUUUGUGCGUGCGUUCAGGUUCCCGCUCAAGUGCGGGAAAGGGGGGCAGCAGUGCGAGUACGCGAGGCAGAAGCGGACGUUCUGGGAGACGUUCCUGCACAAGGCGCAGAAGCCGGAGGUGAUCCUGCUGGGGGCCUGGUGGCUGACCAUGCUGAUCCUCGUCGUGUACAUGGCGGAGAUGGGGACGCUGCUGCAUGCCAUCUGGAGACCCCUGGCCCUGCUCUUCUUCGUGCCGCUGGUCUUCUUCGCCGCCAUGGCUGCGAUCACGGCCGGCGUGGAGCAGAAGCACCGCUUCGUUCCCUGUUCGGCCUUCCCUAUGGUAGCACGGUGGCUCUACAUGGUCGACUCCCCGGCGUCGACCUCCUGUGCCGAGGCGGGGGGGGGAGGGGACGUCGCCCCGCGGGCGCGCCCUCGGGCGCGCAUGUUCCGCGGGGCCGCGCGGCUGCUCGCCGUGGCGCUGGCGGCGGGCGUCCCCGGGCCGGCCGGCGCGGGGCCGCAGGUUGAGGCGGAAGAUCGCAGCUGCUUGCUGUGGCAGGGCGACGGUUGCGAGGCCAUCAAGGACAAGGAGAGGUGCCUCGCCAGCCGCGACGGCCGCCCGUCGGAGAGGUGGGAGGGCAGGCCCGUGCAGGGCCUGCCCUGCGCGUGGUUCUACGGGGAGUGCAGCGACGGCGAGGAGGGCGCGUGCCAAGACGGCAGGUGCAUGCCAGUCAGCUGGGCCACUGAGCAGGAGCACCAGAACUACACGCAGGCGGAGUGCGGGCCAGGCAAGACCCUCCAGGGCCUGCUCAACAAGACAAACGACGACGCCCAGGUGAGCGCCGACCGCGAGUCUUUCAGCGCGCAGGACAAUGUGCACUACGAGAACAGGGCAUGCCGCGGAAGCCACCCGCUGGACAGCGGCAACGGCCUCGGCAUCAUCCCGAAGGCGUCCCAGGGCAGGGUGAAGUCCUACGCGAUGUGGACGGCCGCGGACCUGGGCCGCUGCAUGUCCUUCUGCGCGGGCUCCUGCACGGGCGUCGAGUGGAACAGCGAGACCCGCUUCUGCCAGGUCUGGUUCAAACCGAUCAAGUUCACCGCCAUCAAGCAGGGCCAUCAGUGCUUCGUUCGACAGCAGGAUAGCACGACGCCGCUGCCCAAGGUCGGCGAGGUGUCCCAGAAGGAGCCCGCGGAGGGCGCCGACAGCAGUUGCUUGGUGUCGAUCGGCAGUGGGUGCAACAGCGUCGAGGACAUGGAGACGUGCCUGCGGAGCCGCGACGGGAGAGGCGACCUCGACAUGUUCGGCGAGCCCUGCGUGUGGUGCGGCGGCGGGGCAUGCCAGAACGAGACGCUGGAUCCAGAGCAGAGGAGGACGAAGUGCGACUCCUUCGGGCAGGUCCUGGACGCGGGCGGCAGGCCGCUGGCCGGCGUGACCGAGGGGAGCGUGUUCCUCAGCGCCGCUUGCAAGGACGGCAUGCCGCUGCCCGCCCGCGUGGAGCCGGCGCCUCCGACCCCGGAGACAAGCUCACUGCCGCGACGGCCCGAGGAGAGCGAGAUGACGUGCCUGAGCUGGUACGACAAAGGGUGCCACAUGAUCAACGACCGGGAGACGUGCCUGGGAAGCCGGGACGGCCGCGGAAACAACGGCAGACAUGGCCUCACGUACCACGGCGAGCCCUGCGUCUGGUGCGACGGCCCGUGCCACAGCGACCGCGGGGACGGCGAUCACCACUGCGAGCCGUACGAUUUCCUGAUGCACGGCGAGAGUAAGUCCCUGUUCAUCUUCACCGCGAAGGCCAAGGGCAGGACCGCGGUGGCCAGGUGCGGGGAGUCCAGCGGGGAGCAGGAGAGCCCUUGA
Prorocentrum cordatum is the source of this 3367-nucleotide messenger RNA. The record is from the annotation of a GenBank genome assembly. Lineage: Eukaryota; Dinophyceae; Prorocentrales; Prorocentraceae.